AUGGCGGCGCCCCUCAGCCCCCCGCCCGCCGCCGCCUCCUCCCGUCAGCGGCCGGGGCUGGGGGAGUUUCUGUCAGCUUUCUACCUGUCAGAUUCUCUGGCCACGUUCCUGCUGCGGCUUGGACUUUGGGCUGCAUCACGUGGACGGCCUGUCGGUCCCCCGGCAGUGCACAGCAGCAGCAGCACCAGCGGUGACCAGCAGGAAGCACGAAGACCGCCUGUCGGUCCCCCAGCUGUGCACUGCAGCAGCAGCAACAGCGUGCACCUGCCGGCACCCCCACGCUCGCGUCUCCCCCCGGGCUGCGUCCCCGCCCCGGCGCCCAGGCCCCGCCCCCAGCUCGCGGGGCUCUCGGGGAGCAGCGCGGGAGUAGGAAUGAGACGAGGCGUUCCAGGGACUCCGCUCCCGCCACGCGUUCAGGAACCUGCAGCACCUCGACGGGACCUCCUCGCCAAGGAGGAAGAAUAUAAGCGUUUAAAUGCAGAAUUGGAGGCAAAAACAGCUGACCUGGUUCGACAAGCUGAGGAAGUAAUAAGAGGUCAGCAAGAGGUACGGUCCAGGCCUGUUUCACAGAUUAAAUCGUAUGAAGAUGAGGAUGAUUACAGCUCAAGAGGUCUAUUAUCAUCUGAAGAAACAAUUCAUCUACAUUCAGAAACUGAGCCAAAGACCAAAAACAUUGGUCCAGUAAUCAAGGUUCAAAACAAACUACACUCUGCAAAUAAAGGAAGGAAAACAAACUCAAGGGUAAAGUUGAAAUACUCUGAUGUACAAACUGCCGAUGAUGUUGCCAUUCCAGAGAAUUUCUCAGACUUUUCUCUUGCGAAAACAAUUAGCAAAAUUGAAGAGCAACUGGACGAAAAAGGCUUAUCUGAAUAUAUAGAUGAUGAUAUUUUCUCUGGUGUUAGUAAAGACAUUGGAACAGAAGCUCAGAUGAGAUUUCUAAAGGCUAAACUCCGCGUUAUGCAGGAGGAACUGGAUAAUGUUGUGUGUGAAUGCAAUAAAAAGGAGGACGAAAUUCAGGAUUUAAAGUCCCAGGUAAGAAGUUUUGAAGAAGAUUGUAUGUGGCAGCGGCGUACAAUUAACACGCAGCAGUCUCAGAUAGAAAAAUAUAAAGCUCUUUCCGAAGAAGCAAACCGAAAGUGUGAUGGAUUACAGCAACAGCUGUCUUCAGUAGAAAGGGAAUUAGAAAAUAAACGAAGACUACAGAAACAGGCUGCCAGCAAUCAAAGUGCAACAGAAGUCCGCCUGAACAGAGCGCUAGAGGAAGCAGAAAAGUAUAAGCUGGAGUUAAGUAAAUUAAGGCAGAAUAACAAGGAUAUAGCAAAUGAAGAACAGAAAAAAAUUGAAGCCUUAAAAUCAGAAAACAAGAAACUAGAAAAACAAAAAGGAGAAUUAAUGAUAGGGUUCAAGAAACAAUUGAAAUUAAUUGACGUUUUAAAAAGGCAGAAGAUGCAUAUUGAAGCCGCCAAGAUGCUGUCUUUCACAGAAGAGGAAUUUCUGAAGGCACUAGAAUGGGGAAAUCCAUGAAUGAUCUACUUCAGUUAGUCCCUAAAAGAUAACGGAUAGUGGAUGGUGGACAGCCAUGUUAUUUAACUUGUACAAACUGUAGUGGCUCGAAUUAUUUUUCUCUUUAUAAAUCAUGACAAUUUUUGAUAAGAAAACUAAGUAAUUUCAGAGAUUUCCUUGUUUAGAUUUGGGGCAUACAAAACUAAUUUAUAAUUAUCUGAAAAAGGAAAGGUUUUGUAAAAUAAAGCAACAAGAAUUUAACUUUUUCAUUCUUUUUCUUAUGACCUACUAGCCCUUUUUAUUUUACGUUUUCACAACUGCACUUGACUGUAUAGAAUACGUUAUGGAGAGUCAGCUCUCGUUCAUAAAUGAUAGUUUAUCUGAGAGAAAUUCUGUUUUAAGUUCUUGUUGACAAUUC
Molecule: messenger RNA, 1921 nt
Organism: Trichechus manatus latirostris (Florida manatee)
Lineage: Eukaryota; Metazoa; Chordata; Mammalia; Sirenia; Trichechidae
Gene: TEX9
Product: testis expressed 9
Exons: 14
Coding region: 1-1524 (507 amino acids)
Source: RefSeq, a predicted model, not a curated record